CGUUAAUUUUCCCUUGUCAAUGGCCGUUCGUGAUUCAACCACCAUAUCGAGCUUAGAAACCUCUGUGCUUCGCUUUCCGCCUUCCGGUUGGCUUUCGAACUACGGCAGGGCUGGUUUUCGAUUUUACGAGGGUACGCUGGUGUGCGUUUUAUCUCUGGUCGUUGAACCUUCUCUACUUCAGAGAACAUAGCGAGUCUAUGUUCGAAGCUGUUUCUUUCUCCUAUGUGUGUUUUUUUUUAUGUGAUUGUGCAUGCCAGUUGAAGAAACCCGAAAUAUCAUCGCGUCUGCGUUUUCGAAGAAAUCUCUCAUACUCUGCGAGUUGUGACAUCUAACCUCUCGAGGUCACCGUUUCGCCGCGAGGAUGUGAGCAACGAUGCCCGCAGCAGCGCGUGAGAUCGUGAUCGCCCUGAGAUGGCCGCGACGUACGUUCCGCGCGUUUCAACGUGAUCCCUCGAGGCAAGGAGGCAACGCGAGGGAUCAGCCACGCCGCCGAGCGAUGCACUGAGGCCCGCGGCGUCGAGCACCACCGAGGACGACACACGCAGACAACCCAGCGAGCCGAGCCACGAUGGAGGAGGUGCGGGGCUCUCCUGCGCGCCGUCUCUCGCAGAUCCUCGAUCCGAUCGCGCGGCUAGCCACGGAUUUUGGCUCGAACUCUGCCCCCUGCAGCCCCAGAUUGGGCGUUCGCGGCCAUGAGGCUUCGGGGAUGGUCCAAGGAGCAGCUGACUCCUCGCGCAGGCAGCCUGGACCAGAGUCGAGUCGAGGACAGUCCAGCGGGCCGGAGAGUCCUCGACUCUGGCCGCGUCAGCUACGCCAGGCUCCAGCCCCGCCGCCGCGACCCAGACAUGCCAACAACAACGCAAACGUCGCCCACCAGCCGACCUCGUCCAGUUUGCCGCUGCCCGUGCACACCAGGGAUUCCCCGUACGUGAACGUACCGAAUCUGCUGUUCCAGAAAGAAACCAAAGGGUUCGCGGAAACUGCCAGGAGCGCUGGCUACGUCGAACUCAGGGAGACCAAGCCCAAGUGCAGCCCCUACGACUUUACGUCCGAAUCCAGCGGCCACGUGGAAUACGCCGACAAGCAGAGGACCUUCGCCGGCCAAACCGACUUGGAUGGGACGGCAGGUUGCUACGACGCCAAGGAUUUAGCCGCGUUGGCCAGAACCAGGUCAAAUUUCGAUCCAGGACCCUCGCCACGCUCGGGACAUCAACACACGGACCGCGCUUACUCGUUCUCCGGGAAGCAACCCGAACUCCCAGGGUCCAGGAUGUUCACCGAGGGACGGCUGUUCGCGGAGCAGAGGACUCCCGCGGCUAGCUCGGACGCGAAGAAAGAGAAGCUCGAGAACAGGCCCGCUUACAGCGCGUCCAAGAGCUUCGAUGGAUACUCGACCGCCGUCGAGGAGCUUAAUUGGCAGGAGAGGUGUCUCGAGCUACAACUCGAGCUUCACAGAAGCAGAAGCCAGGCCACUAGAGUACGGGACAUGCUUCGCGAAAAGCUCUCUGAGCUCGAGCAGCGGGUCUUGGAAGCGGAGGGCCGAGCCGACGAGGCGGAGGACAAGGUACGGAUGAUGGAGGAGCGGCUAGUGAAGGGUGAAUACUGCUUGAGCACAUCCGGCGUUGGUUCUCCACCGCACUCCCUGCCGUCUACCUCUGGUACGCAGAAUGACAAGAUCGAGGACGUUCACUGUGCCUGCAUCUCGAAGCUAGAGACUCAGGUCGAGGAACAGAGACAGUUACGCCUCCAAGACGCGAGGCAGGUCGAGGCGAAAGCCGCGAGGAUAAAGGAAUGGGUUACCAAUAAGUUGAGGGAAUUGGAGCAACAGAAUCAGCACCUGCGGGAACAGAAUAACAAGUGCAACCAGCAAUUGGAACUUCUGAGGAAUCACAUAACAAAUAUCGGCCUGAAACCACCUGCACCAACAAGAGCGUCGUUGUCCUUGGAAGUGAAUCCCACGCUACGCAGGCGAUCAGAGAGCCUCGAGGGAACACCGCAGGCGGUGCCAGAGAGCGUGCAGAGCGCUACAGCGGAACCUCAAGCAGGCAUCAAACACCGUAGACACCUGUCCGCUUGCGGGACUAUACAGCGAGGAAUUGCGGCCACCAACAUGGACUCGAGCCUGCUGUCCGAGGAGCUGGCCGCGGCGGUGGAGAAUCUGGUGAUGCUGCCCAACAUACCUGGCGUCUCGGAGGCCAGUAGAGAUAGUGGCAGCUCCGAGGCUAUUCACGACUACGCCGAGAUAUACACGCCAAGCAGGGAAGGUUUGAAUUGGACUCAGAGCGCGCAGGGUCCUCGACCUCCUACUCCGCCUCUUCACCGAUUUCCCAGUUGGGAAGCCAAGAUAUAUCAGGUUGCUGAUGGCGGGCUUGGCAUCGGUCCACCGACGAACGAGGAAUCCGCGCCAUCCACGAUGACCAACACGACCAGCUCGUCGAAACAUUCCCAGGCAACAGGACACAACUUGACUGCGCACAAUUCCCAAGGCUAUUGCGAUAUUUCGGUUCCAGUUUACGCAACGGUCAAGGGACGAGCCAGUCAAAUUAGGUCCAUGCCAUUCGGUGACAGUUCCGACGAUAGCUCGGACGGCGAAGAGCACCCGAAUCAAACCGAGACCAACACGAGAAUCACCAACAGCUCAUCGGAUAAUACGGACUCUUCCCUUGGCAGUGGAAGUAGCCCGUCGAAAAGCGUAAAAACCACCAGCAGCCUUAGUCCUGCCAAGAACAGCUCUAGCGGUUCUCCUAGCAAGAGCGUAAAACGUGAUACCUCUCUGGAGUCUGGCUUAUCGGAGGAUUACGCGAUACCACCCGACGCGCUCAGUUCAACCUCUCUCGAGUCCAGCAUGCCAAGUCUGCUGAUGCGCGUCUCAGGCGAGAGCCCCAAGAGACAAGAGUCUCUGGAGAAGACUGGUCAUCUGGCGAAACUCGGGGGUAAGCUGAAAACUUGGCGGAAGAGAUGGUUCGUCCUGAAGAACGGGGUGCUCACAUAUUGGAAAAGUCAGAACGACGUCAAUAGAAAACCUCAGGGUCAAAUAGUGUUGGACGAAGUGUGCAGGAUAAAUAGGGCGGAGGGUGCUGCUACGUUUGAGAUAGCCACUGGCAAGAAGACGUAUUACCUGACGGCGGAUUGCAUUGCAACAAUGGAGGAUUGGAUAAGGGUGCUGCAGAAUGUACAAAGGCGGAACGCGACCAAGCUUCUACUCAGUAAGGAGGACAACAAGCCGACGAUACAGGGAUGGUUGACGAAGGUGAAGAACGGGCACGCCAAGAAAUGCUGGUGCGUCCUCAUUGGAAAAAUGUUCCUUUACUUUAAGUGCCCUAACGAUACGAAUCCUAUUGGACAAAUAAACAUGAGAGACGCGAGAGUGGAAGAGGUUGAACACGUAUCCGAUAGCGAUAGCGAGGAGAGAGACGCCGAAUGCCCUCACGAAAGAACGAUCGGCAUCUUUCCUACCCAUCAGGGUCCUACGUACUUGCUGAUGCCUCACAAACAGGACAAAGAUAACUGGCUGUAUCAUUUGACGGUGGUUUCGGGAGGCGGGCCUAGCGCGGGAACUCAAUACGAGCAACUGGUGCAAAGAUUAAUGGAAACUGACGGUGAUCCUAGUUGCGUCCUCUGGAGACACCCGUUGCUGCUCCAUACGAAAGAGAACAUCACUAGUCCACUAACCAGCUUGACAUCCGAAGCCUUGCAGUGCGAGGCUAUCAAGCUAUUCAAGGCUUGCCAGUUGUUCAUGUCGGUAGCCGUGGAGCAAGCAGGCAUAGACUAUCAUGUGGUACUAGCACAAAAUGCGUUGCAACAAUGCUUAGACCAGCCUGAACUACAGUCUGAAUUCAUCUGUGCUCUGGUAAAGCAGACAAGUCGUCACACACAACACCGUUUGGGCGUACAGGUAAAAAAGGCCGCCAGACUUGUGUCGCUGGGUACUGCGCGCGUUCAGCUCCUCCUCUGCGCCACGCAAUCGCUGUUCACCUGCGAUACGCAAAGUCCCGCGGCAAAUGGCAGCGGUGAAAAUGCGGACGCACAAUCGACGGCCUCCACUUCUCACAGUCCUCCGCUCACGCAGGGCCACUCGACGUCUACGAUUCUGGACUGCAAAACUAAUCCCGCCCAGUACGUUCUUAUCCAGGGAUGGCAGCUACUCGCUCUCGCUGUUUCACUCUUCCUACCCAGGAAUAAUCGGCUACUUUGGUACCUGAAGUUACACUUGCAAAGAAACGCGGACACCAAAACGGAAUGUGGCAAGUACGCAGCUUAUUGCGAACGAGCUUUAGAGAGGACACUGCAAAACGGUGGAAGAGAAGUGAAACCUUCGAGAAUGGAAGUCCUGUCGAUACUGAUGAAAAAUCCUUAUCAUCAUUCCCUACCGCACGCGAUACCGGUUCAUUUUUUAAACGGCACAUACCAGGUUGUGAGCUUCGAUGGCAGUACCACGAUAGAAGAGUUUUUGAACACUUUGAAUCAGGAGAUCGGCUGUCGGGACGUCCAUCAGUCCGGUUUCACGUUAUUCAGCGACGACCCAAUUGAAAAGGAUCUCGAACACUUUAUCGACCUUCAAGCUAAGCUAUGCGAUAUAAUCUCAAAAUGGGAAACAGCGUUGAGGGAGAAAGGUUCAGGAAAAUUCGAGAAUACCAGGGUGAUACAAUUAACGUACAAAUCGCGAUGUUACUGGCGGCAGGCGGCUAAAAUGGAAACCGAUAGGGAGAGACUUCUUCUUUGUUAUCAAGUGAAUCAACAGGUCGUGCAUGGCAAGUUCCCCGUGAAUCGCGAGCUUGCGUUUGAACUCGCAUCUUUAAUGGCACAGAUCGAUUUCGGAGAAUAUAAUAACGAUAAGGCACGGGGAAGUGGGCCAGGAAGCAAUCCGCACCACUUAGUACUUCAGGCCCUGGAUAAAUUUUAUCCUAUACGAUACAGAACAAACAUCACUGCCGAACAAUUAAGGCAACUACAAGAGAGACUACAAGAAAAAUGGAUCGCUUUGAAAGGUCGCAGUGUACUAGACUGUGUUCGCAUAUAUCUAACUUGCACCAGGAAGUGGCCUUUCUUCGGAGCGACACUUUAUCAAGCGAAAUUGAAGCAAGUCGAACCGACGACCGUGUGGAUAGCCGUCUCCGAGGACAGUGUAACGUUACUGGAGCUGCAGACGAUGGCGGUGGUGUGCCGUUACAAUUACGCGAAUAUAGUUACAUUUGGAGGAUGUUUAGAUGAUUUUAUGCUGGUCGCUUGUCCUGACGAAGGAGCCGCGGAACAGAAGCUUUUAUUUGCACUUUCGAAACCUAAGAUUUUGGAGAUAACGCUACUGAUCGCCGAUUAUAUGAAUGCCUUGGGACACGCUUUACCUGGUACUCCACAAAUGAACACGUUGACCCGUAAUGGAUCCCAUCGAUCCAUCAAAUCCACUUUAAGACCCACAACUGGUUCGAGCUGUCUUCCAACACAACCGGAUAUUUUGAAGUCGACGCCAGACCACCAAAGACCUUAAAAACUCUGCCCAAUAGAAUUCGGAGGAGAGGAAGCAGAGGAAUAUUACUCUUGGUUCGUGAAAAGUCUGAUCCUGCCAAGGCACUAACUUUAUACUCGAAGCUACUACAGCCUGUAUUAUAACGAUUCGCGCGACAAAAAAAAAAAAGAUGAGGAAACACUGGUCGAGUGUGUGCUGUAGUUAAUCUUUUAGUUGCGUUUUGUGUAAAUUAGAAACGAUGCUUACGAACGACGUAUUUAUGUAAAUAUACCUGACAACAUAUGCAGAACACAUACACACACACAUUCUGUGGUCCACGUUACGCGAUUCAAACGUGGGUGACUGACAAAAAAAAAAAACCCAAUCUAAACGAUCCGUAAACACUGCCUAAAAGUAAAUUAGUAUGUCUGAAUUAACAUCGAAUAGUUACGUUGGAAAGCUAAGGCAUCGUGCUGAAGACUUUUUGCUACCGUAUUUAUAUACCAAAUUCAAAACGUUUAGCCGUAAGGUAAACUGCUACGUGAAAGUGGUGUAUCACAUACUAUGUACAUAAUUAAUCGGAGUUACUGGAUGUUUAGAAGUCUAGCGAGUGAUGCAGCGAUACUUUAGUCUUCGAUAUGAGAGUACGCCAAGAAAAGAUUCUUACUUCUUGCCAAAUCGACCCGCAAUUCACGUUCGAUGGGUUGCAACGGAACAUAUUGCAGCUGCAAAAUGAGAACGCACGUGAUCGUUAUUUACAGUGGAGUCUUUUAUGUAAACUAAUUUGAGAUUAAGAGUGUUCGGAUAAAAGAAUUUUCACAUAGAACAACUGGUCAG
This is a messenger RNA of Hylaeus anthracinus, 6280 nucleotides long. RefSeq lists its product as uncharacterized. The transcript is spliced from 21 exons. The record is from RefSeq and is a predicted model, not a curated record. Gene Ontology annotation, cellular component: cytoskeleton. Bases 569 to 5485 code for a protein of 1638 amino acids. Lineage: Eukaryota; Metazoa; Arthropoda; Insecta; Hymenoptera; Colletidae.